GUGGAAGGUUAAACACAUUUUCUGUUCAAUGUAGGUUCAGGUGCAAGUCCAUCCUAAACUUUCCUCAGCUGAAGAUGCAUUACAGUAUGUUGAAGAGUUAAUUCUGCAGUUGUUGAAUAUGCUGUGCCAAGCCCAGCCAAGAAGCUUUCUGGAUGUAGAGGAUCGUGUUCAAAAAAGUUUUCCCCAUCCUAUUGAUAAGUGGGCAAUAGCUGAUGCCCAGUCUGCUAUUGAAAAGAGGAAACGAAGAAACCCAUUAUCUCUCCCGGUAGAAAAAAUUCAUCCUUUAUUAAAAGAAGUUCUAGGUUAUAAAAUUGACCACCAAGUAUCUGUUUACAUAGUAGCAGUAUUAGAAUAUAUUUCUGCAGAUAUCUUAAAGCUGGUUGGGAACUAUGUACGAAAUAUAAGACAUUAUGAAAUUACUAAACAAGAUAUUAAAGUGGCAAUGUGUGCUGAUAAGGUUUUGAUGGAUAUGUUCCAUCAGGACGUAGAAGAUAUAAGUGCACUAACUUUAUCUGAUGAGGAACCCUCCACCUCAGGGGAACAAACCUAUUACGAUCUAGUCAAGUCAUUCAUGGCAGAGGUUCGACAGUACAUAAGGGAAUUAAAUCUUAUUAUAAAAGUUUUUAGAGAACCUUUUGCCUCCAACUCCAAAUUGUUUUCAGCUCAUGAUGUGGAAAAUAUAUUUAGCCGUAUAUCAGAUAUUCAUGAACUUAGUGUGAAACUAUUGGGCCAUAUUGAAGACACUGUAGAAAUGACAGAUGAGGGUAGCCCCCACCCAUUGGUAGGCAGUUGCUUUGAAGACCUAGCAGAGGAACUGGCAUUUGAUCCGUAUGAAUCAUACGCUCAAGAUAUUUUGCGACCAGGUUUUCAUGAUCACUUCCUUAGUCAGUUAUCAAAGCCUGGAGCAGCAUUCUAUUUACAGUCAAUAGGAGAAGGUUUUAAAGAAGCUGUUCAGUAUGUUCUACCGAGGUUGCUUCUUGCCCCCGUUUAUCACUGUCUUCACUAUUUUGAACUUUUAAAGCAACUGGAAGAAAAGAGUGAGGAUGAAGAGGAUAAAGAAUGUUUGAAACAAGCAAUAACAGCCUUGCUUAACCUUCAGAGUAGUAUGGAAAGAAUAUGCUCCAAAAGUCUUGCAAAGCGAAGACUUAGUGAAUCUGCAUGUCGGUUCUAUAGUCAGCAGAUGAAGGGGAAACAACUAGCAAUCAAGAAAAUGAAUGAGAUCCAGAAAAACAUUGAUGGUUGGGAGGGUAAAGAUAUUGGACAGUGCUGCAAUGAGUUUAUAAUGGAAGGAACUCUCACACGUGUAGGUGCAAAACACGAGAGACAUAUAUUCCUUUUUGAUGGAUUAAUGAUUUGCUGUAAGUCGAAUCAUGGUCAGCCAAGACUUCCUGGUGCUAGCAAUGCAGAGUAUCGUCUGAAAGAAAAAUUUUUCAUGCGAAAGGUACAAAUUAAUGAUAAAGACGACACUAAUGAAUAUAAACAUGCCUUUGAAAUUAUUUUAAAAGAUGAGAAUAGUGUUAUUUUUGCGGCUAAAUCAGCAGAAGAGAAAAACAAUUGGAUGGCAGCAUUGAUAUCUCUACAGUACAGAAGCACUCUGGAAAGAAUGUUAGAUGUUACAAUGCUACAGGAAGAGAAGGAGGAGCAGAUGAGAUUUCCAAGUCCUGAGCUUUAUAGGUUUGCUGAACCAGACUCUGAAGAAAAUAUUGUAUUUGAAGAAAACAUGCAGCCCAAAUCUGGAAUCCCUAUCAUCAAGGCAGGGACUGUUGUCAAACUCAUUGAGAGACUGACCUACCACAUGUAUGCAGACCCAAAUUUUGUUCGGACGUUUCUCACAACUUAUAGAUCCUUUUGCAAACCUCAAGAACUAUUGAGUCUUCUGAUAGAAAGGUUUGAAAUUCCGGAGCCAGAGCCAACAGAAGCUGAUCGUAUAGCUAUGGAGAAUGGAGACCAGCCUCUUAGUGCAGAGUUAAAACGAUUUAGGAAAGAAUAUAUACAACCUGUACAGCUCCGAGUAUUAAAUGUAUGCCGACACUGGGUAGAACACCACUUCUAUGACUUUGAGAGAGAUGUAGAUCUUUUGCACCGAUUGGAAGAAUUCAUUGCGACAGUAAGAGGUAAAGCUAUGAAGAAAUGGGUUGAAUCAAUCACAAAGAUCAUCUAUCGGAAAAAGCAAGCACAAGCCAUUGGACCAAGCCACAAUAUUACUUUUGAAAGCUCGCCUCCUGCAAUUGAGUGGCAUAUAAGCAAGCCGGGACAGCCGGAAACUUUUGACUUACUCACUUUGCACCCAAUAGAAAUUGCUCGACAACUCACUUUACUCGAGUCAGAUCUUUACAGAGCUGUACAGCCAUCAGAACUAGUUGGAAGUGUAUGGACGAAGGAAGACAAAGAAAUUAAUUCUCCCAACCUUCUUAAAAUGAUAAGGCACACUACUAAUCUCACUUUGUGGUUUGAAAAAUGCAUCAUAGAAACAGAAAACCUAGAGGAAAGAGUAAUCGUAGUGAGUCGAAUAAUUGAGAUCCUGCAAGUCUUUCAAGAGCUAAAUAACUUCAAUGGUGUCCUUGAAGUUGUCAGUGCUAUGAAUUCUUCGCCUGUGUAUAGGCUGGAUCACACAUUUGAGCAAAUUCCAAGUCGACAGAAAAAGAUUUUAGAAGAAGCUCAUGAACUGAGCGAGGAUCACUAUAAGAAAUACUUGGCCAAACUCAGGUCCAUUAAUCCUCCAUGUGUGCCUUUCUUUGGAAUUUAUUUGACUAACAUCUUGAAAACGGAAGAGGGCAAUCCCGAAUUUCUAAAGCGACAUGGAAAAGAACUUAUAAAUUUCAGCAAGAGAAGGAAAGUGGCUGAAAUAACAGGGGAGAUCCAACAGUACCAAAACCAGCCAUACUGCUUACGAAUAGAAUCUGAUAUCCGAAGGUUUUUUGAAAAUUUGAAUCCAAUGGGAAAUAGCAUGGAGAAAGAAUUCACAGAUUAUCUGUUCAACAAGUCAUUAGAAAUAGAGCCGCGAAAUUCCAAGCCUCCACCAAGAUUUCCAAAAAAAUACAGCUGUUCCCUCAAGUCUCCGGGUGUUCGUCCAUCAAACCCAAGGCCAGGUACCAUGAGACACCCUACUCCGCUGCAACAGGAGCCAAGAAAAAUUAGUUACAGUCGCAUCCCUGAGAAUGAAUCCGAAAGUACAGCAUCUGCACCAAAUUCUCCACGAACACCAUUGACACCACCCCCUGCCUCUGCUACUUCCAGUACUACAGAUGUCUGCAGUGUGUUUGAUUCAGAUCCUUCAAGUCCGUUUCAUUCAAGAUCGGCAUCUGUGUCCUCCAUUAACUUCACCAAAAUCUCUGAUGAAAUUUCGGGUCCUCCUCCUGUUCCUCCACGGAGACGACCAGAGUCUGCCCCAGCAGAAUCCUCACCCUCAAAGAUUGCUUCUGCGCAUCUGGACAGUCCACCAGCAAUUCCUCCUCGACAACCAACAUCGAAAGUCUAUUCACCAAGAUACUCUGUGCCAGACCGGACCUCCAUAUCUGAGCCUCCUGAAAGCCCCCCUUUAUUACCACCACGAGAACCUGUGCGAACUCCUGAUGUUUUCUCUAGUUCACCACUACAUCUCCAGCCACCGCCCUUAGGUAGAAAAAGUGAACUUGGCAACACCUUUUUUCCAAACAGUCCCUCUCCAUUUACUCCACCACCCCCUCAGAUACCUUCUCCACAUGUAGCACGGAGGCAUCUGCCAUCCCCUCCUUUGAUACCGCAGGACGUGGAUCUCCAUUCUGUUGAGGGCCCACCUGUCCCUCCACGGCAAAGCACUUCUCAGCAUAUCCCAAAGCUUCCUCCAAAAACUUACAAACGGGAGCAUACCCACCCGUCGAUGCACCGAGACGGACCCCCCUUGCUGGAGAAUGCCCACUCCUCCUGAACUGUAUCUUGUGCUGGGAGUUGCAUUUUCUGGGCACUCUGUUGCUGGCAAUAGAUGCACUGAACCUGCUGGCACCCAGGAGUUUGGAUGUAUGCUCCAUGCAUUAAAAACUAUGCUAGUUUGGAAAGCAGUGUACAGAAACUGAACUGCAAAAGCAGACGUGAUCAACUGAUAAACUCACUAUUCCUAUGGUGGUAUGCAGGAUGCUGUUCUCAAGUCAUUGGACAACUGAUUGUACCAGAAAACUGGCUCAAGGGACUUUUCUGGCCAAUAAGCAGAGACCGUGUUUUGUGUAAUGAUCUCUCAUGUCGAGUACGGUAAUGGAAACCAUAAAUCUUGUAUCCAUCAGUCCUAUACAGUAACACAGUUCUUAGAAUGAAAACAUUAUGCACUUUUUUAAAAAUCUCAAACAGGGAACUUUAUAUCCUCCUUAAUUUCCUUUUGCUUUACUCCCUGCUUUAAAAUGCUUUCCUAAAAUCAUGAAAAGGACUGAGAGGAAGAUCUGUGGUACCUAACCAUGUUAGAACUAAGGCAGAGCACUGUAUUGCGGUCCUGUUUACAAAUUGUUACAGUGAAUAGUAUGGGUACCUAGGCUUCACCAAAGAGGUACUUUAUUAUUAUUUUAAUAAAUAUUACAGUGCCAGUAGAAAGAAAUUAUUGCCAGAAAGCAUAAUGGGUAGGGCUCGACAAAUCGCUGUUUCUACUCGCCCGUGGCGAAUAGAUUUCAGCCGGUCGCUUCGUUCGCCCCGUUCACUGGCGCUGCGUGCAUGCGCAGUGCUGGUCUGGCGCAUGCACGGUGCGAGGCUGGCAAGUAGAUCUCGCUGUGGUUUGUCGAGCCCUGAUAAUGGGUAAUGUCAUUAAGUCUUAUAUCAUUAAAAUGACAGCAAAUUUUUUAAAAAAACAGCACUAUUGUCUGAAAUAUUCUACUACAUUUAGAAGACUGUUAAUCUAUGCUAGGUUAUAUCACAUUCUUUUUAAGGUUUACCGAUAAUCCAUUUCAUGGCUUGUAGCUAUUCUUUAAUCAUGCCAUGAAAACACAGUCACUUGUGAAAAGGAGCACUCGCUGGCCAUCUUCCAUAGAUAUUGUCAUGUUUUACUAACAAUAGGUUAAUCAGCAUACGUAGAAUUGCCUUGCAUUUGCAUAAAUCAUAUGUAUAUAGUGAAUGUUGCAUAAAUAUGCUUGCAGAUUGUUUUUAAUUUAAUUGAAAUAAAGAUACACAUAUUUGUUUGGCUGACAUGUUAAAUUAUUACAUGAGCAAAUGUACAAUUCAGUUUUUCAGUUAACACUGAAAAGAGGAUAAAAGCACAUAUUGUGGUACACUUUUCUGUAGUUCAGUAUAUGUAUUUUAGGAAUAAAGAAAUCAGGUUUUAGCGUAUGAAACAAAGUUUAGUUAGAAUGAUAAAGCUGGGUUAUUCUCAAAGUGAAGUACAGUACAUGUUUUUAAAUUUCCCAGACAUGUAUGUAGUUUUAUAGAAUUUCAAACAUUGUCUUAAAAACUAUUAAUCUUUACAAUAGUGUCAGAAAUGUACAUGACAGAACAUUGACCUGCCUAAAUAUCAUGAUAUGGAUUAUCCAUAAACCUGUGUACUACUCUUCUGAUUCUAACCAAUACUGUGACAGUAAUGCAUGCCAGUUAUUGAAGAAAAGAAGCUUUAUUAAUCUCCUCUAUCAUAAUGUUUGUGAAUUGUGCAGUAUCUCAUCUUUAUUUAAUAAGAUUCAUGGGUCGUAGUAAAAUUAUAUCAUGUUUCCUCUCGGAUAAAAGCAAAAUACAUUUCAGUAACCCAGAAAGCCAUGCCCUCGGAGAUAGUUGUAGUAGAGUGAUUCGGGACGGAAAUCUACAAUUUUAGUAACUUUUUACAAUGCCAUUAGCGGAGUGGAAUACGCACUAUGAUACUACAGUUGGUCUUUACAUUUCAGAAAGUGUUUUGAUUUCAUCAGCAUUAAGCGGCAUAUUUUGUCAUAGCCAAACAUUGAGUUUCAGUUGUAACUUUUUGUAUUUCCUUAAUAUUUCUAUUUUGAAACAUGUUUUACCGCUCCCUCUUUCCCAACAUGUAUUUUUCCCCUUUCUAGGUAAGAUUUAUAAACUCCUCUUCAGAGGAAGACAUUCUUACACACGUGCUUUAUAUAACCCUGUCCUACAGGAAAUGUAAAUGAUGUUCACGGUUGUCCCAGUCGAGCCCAGCAUAACGAAUGCCGUUGGUGCAAUGUCUGGAAGUUGCUGACUUGCCAGAAGGAAGCCAGGAAGCUCUCCAGUGUUAGUCAGAUGUGCAGAACCCUCACAACCUGUCCUUUACACUCAAAACUAUGACCCUUCCUUGCCGAGGUUGGUUAGAUAGGUAGAAUAGCCUAGUGAAUUGAGUGCUGCAAUGAUAUGAUGCAGACCUGCAUUCAGUUCCUGGCCCAACCCCAGCCUUGCAAAGGCAAGUCACUUCAUUUUCUCUCCAUUUGUAAAAUACUGGUACCUUACAGUGGUUUUGAGGAUAAAAACCCACGAAAGUAGAGAAGUUGAUUAGACUCUAUGGUGACAUAAAAGCCUAGAUUAAACUUCUUUGGAGCUCAGCAGUGCUGCUCAAUUAUCCAUCACUUACCAAUGGACCGCAUACCUCUACAGUGCUGCCUCUAACACCAUGUGUGAAUGACCAGCACCAGAAAUCAAAUCCCUAAGUCAAGAGGGAGAAUGUUCAACACAGCUGCUGAGCUCCUGGCCUCUCAGAACUUGUCAAUUUUAUUUGCCCCUUUUUCAAGAAAUAACUUUUUUGCAACAUGGAAGAAUUUCUCAUUUGGACAAGUUCACAUUGGUUAGUGAUUAUGGGUGGGGGAGUGUGUCAAAGAAAAUAUCCCUGGAUGCUGGCAGGGAAAAUGGCAUCAUUUUUAUUAUUCAUAUUUGCCAGAUUGUUGAAUGAUCUUGAAUAAUAGUGUGGCAUAAUGGAGCAUGUUUCAUCCUAAGCCAACAACUGUGGCUAAAUGGAUUGCUGUGUUAUUGCAGAGCUCAGAUUAAAAGUUUGAGCUGUAUUGUACUGUUGCAGAGUAUUGGUUUGUAGCUCUUGGGUGCUUACGCAGAUGGGGAGAAAUGAAGUCCUUUAACGAUCGGGGCAAUGAGAUACCAAAGUGCAAUGUUUGAAGUCUGUCCCUAACGUGUGCCCGAUAUAGAGCGUAGUGCAGUAGUGUAGGAUACAUCCAACCUUUCUCCCCUCUUCUCCACCCCAGAAGUGCAAACUGGAAGUUAAAAGGAAAAGUUCUCUAUUGGUAGUUUGUAAAUGUUAGCGUUUCAGACACUGAACGCUUAAAUUAAAACUGAUAAUGAAGUGCAAGGAAAAGUUAUUGAAGACGUGGUUAUCAGGCAAGCACUUACUGGCCUUCAACAACCCCAACACGAUUCUCCAGUGUCUGUUUGGAGAGAUUAUUUAUUGCCUUUGCUUCAGAAUAAAUACUAUGAAAUUACUGGGCAUGCACCCAUAAGCUGCAAACUGCUUCACAUGUUCUCUGGCCAUUGUUUCUAAAUUCUUGCUUAACCAUUGCAUUUUAAGAAAGAAACCGAGUUCAGUGCCCCCUCCGUGAAUCCGUUUAUGCCUUUACUUGCUCAAGUUUUCAUUUAUUGUAAUGAUCUAUUGCAUAGUUUGUUACUUUUGCGCAGACAGAAUCUUAAAUCAGGCUUUUCUUACCGGUAAACUCCAGUAUCACCUUUACUCAGUUGGGAGCCUGAUCCAAAACGUACUGAAAUCAAUGGGAGUCUUUCCAUUGACAUUAGCAGCCCUUGGAUCAAGCUCUUCGUGUUCUUCUGAAAGAUGGUUCUAUUUUACUGUAUUGAGGGAAGUGACUCUCUUGUACCAAUAGGGCUGUUUGAAUGAGUCUGCUUAGACUGCACAGUCCCUGUAGCAGAGCUAAUGCCUGGCAAUAGAAAUUCUAGUUCUUUCUGCUCUGGGUAAUGUGUGAUCCUUGCAUCACAACUCGCAUAAGCAGCCUUCCUUCUGUGUUCCUAGACGUUGAGCAGUGAGAGUCCACCAGGAAAGCCCCCUCCCCUCCCGCCCAUCAUUCAUGAAUGUCUGUCUUUGUAACAAUGUUCCUUAAUGCUUAGUUGUUGUGAUCAGUGUGGUUGGCCUGUGGCAUGUAAAAAAAUCACACUUUGGUUUCCCUCUCAAACGUCAUACCCUUUUUCAGCUAACGGGAAGGAUCUUGCUGAAAAAUGCAUUUUUAAAGCAGAAAAAAAACGUUGGGCAGCUUCUUAGAUUUUUCUCUUUAAAACCCCUAUUUCAACUGUUGAAUUGUCAUUUCAACAAUAAACUUAAAAAACAAGAAAUAGUCUGGUAGCACUUUAUAGACUAACAAAACAUGUAGAUGGGAUCAUGAGCUUUCGUGGGCUCAAUAUGUGGGCUUCAGUCUUUUUAGCUUUGUUAGGUGAGGGGAAAAUGUGGCCCAAUACUCUUAUGAAGCCCAAAGCACUUCUGGCUUGCUUUGUAAAUGUCAUGCCUUAUUUUCCAUUAAAAAAACCUUAAAGUGCAUUUUUCUGUCAACUGUGAGCAAAUUUCUCUUUUGCCUUGAAUGAAAAACAGUGCAUUAAAGUAGCCAGUUGCUGCAAAAUUGUAAAUCAAGUGAACUAAGGAUAAAGUCGCAUUUGACUCCAUAAUAAACACACAUGAUGUCAUGCACCAAGUGACUGAAAGGUUGAAAGAGGGGGGGAAAGUCCUGUGCCAGAUGCAUGCCAGUUUUAGUAGCUGCCAAAUGUGCCUUUUUAUUAAGAACAUCUGUAAUUUUUUUCAGAACAAGGUAAAUUAUGUGUGCAGAGGGGUUCUUUUGGACAAAUUUUUUGCUUAGCUUACUAGAAAACAAGCCUGUUUCUGUUUGUCAAAGUAAAUUGUACACAUUUUAAGUUUUGAUAAGUUUGUGUGUUGUGGUGUAGAUGUGUGUUUGCCUUUGUUUAAUGGCCUGGUUAUUUGCUAAAAUGAUUACAUGUCAGAAAGCUAUGUCAGUCCGACCCAAAUGUAAGAAUAAAGCAGUAAUCUUUAACUGGCACGUCUUAUGACCUGUGUACCUAACCAUGUCUGUAGGCAAUCUUUGUAUGCUUUGUCUGCAAUGGUAUGCAGAUUGCAUUUAAAGUGGAAAAUUAAUAGUGGCUGUUAUUUUUUGGCAUUAAAAAAUGUUCUAAAAAUAAAAAUGCCUUACAUAUA
This is a messenger RNA of Pelodiscus sinensis (Chinese soft-shelled turtle), 9073 nucleotides long. The record is from RefSeq and is a predicted model, not a curated record. NCBI's taxonomy places the organism in Eukaryota, Metazoa, Chordata, Testudines, Trionychidae.